Molecule: messenger RNA, 2356 nt
Organism: Haliotis rufescens (red abalone)
Lineage: Eukaryota; Metazoa; Mollusca; Gastropoda; Lepetellida; Haliotidae
Product: oxalate:formate antiporter-like
Exons: 11
Coding region: 209-1555 (448 amino acids)
Biological process (GO): transmembrane transport
Molecular function (GO): transmembrane transporter activity
Source: RefSeq, a predicted model, not a curated record
ACCAUGUCAUAACUAGAUGUCAUUCACGAAAAGGCGAUCAAGGAUAUUGUUUGAUGUCCAUAGAGAUUCAAUUUCUUUCAACAAAUGUGCUUACUUUACUCAAUACCCUGUUACAACAAAAAUCAAGGGAACUUGCUUGAUCACCUUGUGUGACGUGCGUUAGACAUCUAGCGGAAAGAGUACUUUAUCUGAUACACAUCUGGGCAAGAUGGCGUGCUGGAUCGGCUGGCCUGCCACGAGAGUGAUCAUUGGUGGAGUACUUAUUCACUUAACUUUGGGGACAUUAUACACAUUUGGCAAUAUGAACCCAUACAUCACGUCUUACCUACGGUACAAGCUUCCAGCCUCUGAUACCGACUACUCAGACACAGCAUGGGUGAACUCGGCUUCCUUCAUUGGCAUAGGGCUCCCGAUCGUACUGGCGGGCGAGAUCUAUGACAGAUUUGGCCCUCGCAAGACUGUGUCUUUUGGUUGUUUGCUAAUGAGCGGAGGCAUCGCACUUACCUACGUCACAAUAAAACACUCGGUGGCCUUAGUGGUUUUGACGUAUGGGCUGAUGUUUGGGCUCGGCGUCGGGAUGUCAUACGUUGUGCCCAUGAGCUGUGCAAUGAAGUGGAUUCCCGACAGAAAAGGGCUUGCCUGUGGAUUAACCAUGGCAGGAUUCGGGGGUGGUGCCUUCACCUUUGACUACGUUCAAACAUGGUACAUCAACCCAGACAACGAUCCACCUUUGCAUCAUGUCGACGACAAGUACUACUUCCAUGAAGAGAAAAUUCUGUCUCGAGUCCCUCCCGUGUUCUGUGUUUUGGCUGGUUGCUACGCAGCUCUACAAGUGAUUGGGAUCCUGUUACUAAGGGACCCGCCCGAGAUGAGGCUCGUGGACGAGGAAGAUGAAGAGGAAGAGUCAUCACUCACAGACGGAGGGCAGCUCACGUCCAUCACCAGCCAGGGCAGAGAUGAGCAGGAACAAUACGUGUCAUGGAAACAGAGCUGGAAGACCAAGGAUUUCUGGCUGCUGUGGUUCUCCCUGUUCUUUAACAGUCAGGGUCUUUUGUUCUUUUCAACUUUCUGGAAGGCAUACGGACAGACUUUCAUCAAUGAUGAUCAGUUCUUGACCGUUGUUGGAAGCAUUGCUUCCUUAUUCAAUGCAGGAGGCAGACUCUUCUGGGGAUAUUUGGGCGACAAAUUCUCCUUUAAGGUUGCAAUGAUGGCUUUGUGUGCAGUAUGCACAGUACUGAUGGCCACCUAUAAAUUGACUGAACUGGCAGGAAAAUCUUUAUUCUUCAUCUACGUGUGUCUAACGUUUGGAACUUUCGGUGGAAACUAUUCACUGUUUCCAUUGGCUACGGCGCAGACAUUUGGACAACGCUACUUUAUACAGAACUACGGACUGCUGUUCACUUCUCAGGUCCUCAUGUCCGUGAUCACUGCAUUCACUGCUCCCUACAUCCAGAACGUCAUUGUGUGGUAUGGGUUCUUCCUCCUGUCAACAGGGUCUUCUUUUUUAAGUUUCAUACUGGUGUUUGUUUUAAAACAAGAGCGACCGUUCAUCUGAGAGACGAGAUUUACAGCCAUGUUCCCUCUGAAACCAAUGCUAGUUGAACCAAGUAUGCAAAUGAACUUACUUUCGAAGAAGCGUCGACCGAAGAGUUACAACAAACCAGAGAUAUAUAACUGAGUGCAGAGAUUUCGGGCUCCAAGCCCACCCUAUCUAUCUGAACGUUGAGAUAGAUUCCCAAGCUCACCCUUUCUAUCUGAACGUUGAGAUAGAUUCCCAAGCCCACCCUUUCUAUCUGAACGUUGUUAUAGAUUCCCAAGCUCACCCUUUCUAUCUGAACGUUGUUAUAGAUUCCCAAGCACACCCUUUCUAUCUGAACGUUGAGAUAGAUUCCUAUUUGCAUGGCCUCACCUUUGGUUCAUGAGAAACAAUGUUUUAUUAAGGAAAGUCAACAUAUAUCUUAUGUAAGUGCACUUGGCACUGUUUUUGUAUAAUGACUACUUGCAGUUUCGGAAACACAUGCUCUCAUUAUAAAACUGAUAACCCCAUGGUUGUAGAUCCGACUAUAACAAAGCGAUUAGUAUUUGAAUUGUGUAACUUCCGGUUUCAGAACUUACUUCCGUCCUGAUUUAAAACCUUGAUCUGAAAUUCCUACAGAUCCAUCUCAGAUUGAAAAAAAGUUAUUGCCAUUUUCUUUAGUUUUGUUUAUGAAACUUCAUGUUUAAGUAAACUGUCUCCGUGGAAGGUCCGGGGCUCGACCCCGGGCUGCGUCAAACCAAAAGACGUUAAAAGAUGGUACUUGUUGUUACCCUGUCUGGCGCUCGGCAUUAAGGUACUGAAACAAGGACUGGUCGGCUC